Molecule: messenger RNA, 1314 nt
Organism: Diaporthe citri
Lineage: Eukaryota; Fungi; Ascomycota; Sordariomycetes; Diaporthales; Diaporthaceae
Exons: 8
Coding region: 1-1314 (437 amino acids)
Molecular function (GO): dioxygenase activity
Source: RefSeq, a predicted model, not a curated record
AUGGCAACAGUAACCAAGACCGAGCCCGGCCCGUCUUAUAAGCUGGAGCUGAUGACGGCUUAUGGGCCCGUCUACCGGGACGUGCUGAGGACGGCCCCACGGGACUGCGACCCUUCCGAGGUCCCCGCCGCCGAGAACACGGGCUUCUUCUACAUCAAAAAUGCCGGUAUUUCGAAGGAGGUUAUCGAUGCCGCCUACGGCCAGGCCAAGAACCUGUUCGCGCAGCCGGACGAGAAGAAGCGCGCGGUGUCGACGGCGCACUCCAAGUGGUUUAACGGGUGGACCGAGAAGCACGGGAGCCACCUCUCGCCGUCUGAGACGCGCGACUACCGCGAGGGCUUCGGGUGGCGCUACGAUCCAAAAGGGGAGGACUUUGUGUGGGAGAAGACGAGCCACAUCCCCGACUUCAAGCGGGAUAUGAUCGCAUACUGGCAGGAGUGCCUGAAGCUUGCACGCCGCAUGAUCAGGAUCUUUGCCCUCGCCCUGGACCUUCCCGAGACUUACUUCGAUGAAAUUGUCACUUAUCCGGGAGCUGAUGGGGUGCUGAACUACUACCCCAAGAACGAGGACGCAGCCGAUGCCUCCAUCGACGUCGGCCUAGGCGCGCACACGGACCUGCAGUCCUUCACCUUCCUCUGGCAGGACUCGGUAGGAGGCCUGCAGGUCCUCACCAAGGAGGGCCAAUGGAUCAGGGUGCCCCCGAUCCCGGACACGUUUGUGGUGAACAUUGGCGACUUCCUGGCGAGGCUUUCCAACGACCGCUUCAGAUCAACCGUGCACCGAGUCUAUAACCACGCGCCGGUCGAUAGAUACUCAAUGCCUUUCUUCUUCGGCUUCAACUUCAACGAGAAGUGCGGCGUGCUCCCGACGUGCACGAGUGAGAGCAACCCGCCCAAGUAUGAACCCAUCACCUGUGGAGAGAUGGACUUCUCAGACAGCUUUCGCAUCGUCAACCUGGUGGUUGCCGUUAUCAUGAUCCUCGGCGGCAUCUCCCAGUUCUUCCCGCUCGGCUUCCAAUCCAUCAUUGUUGGAUGCUAUGUCAUGAUCUUCGGUCUCGCCACCGGCCUCCUCGAGUUCCAGAUCCCGCCCCAGGUCUCGCGCUACGCGUCCUUCCUCUUCAGCUUCAUCGGCCGCGGCGCCUUCUACAUCUUCGUCGGCUCCAUCCUGCUCGACGGCCACGUCCUGCGCAUAAUCGCGGGCUCCAUCGUCGGCCUUAUUGGUGUCUGUUAUGCAGUUCUUGAGUUUAUCCCCAGCAUCGAGCCCCCCGCCAACAUGAGGGAGGCCGACGCCGGCUGGGGUGCCGAGCAGGUAUAG